AUGGCGUUAUAUAAUUUCAAGAGGAUCCAGCCGAUUCCCGCGGUCAAUGAUUUUUUGGACAUUGUACUUUCAAAGACCCAGCGGAAAACGCCAACGGUAAUUCAUAAACAAUACAAGAUUGGACGAAUAAGGCAAUUUUACAUGCGCAAGGUUAAAUUCACGCAAGACAGCUUUGAGGAAAAAUUGAAAGCCAUGCUUGACGAAUUUCCAAAACUUGAAGACAUUCAUCCAUUCUACUCGGAUUUAAUGAACGUAUUAUAUGAUAAAGAUCACUACAAGUUGGCGUUGGGUCAGAUAAAUACUGCGCGUCAUCUAAUAGAACAAGUUUCCAAGGAAUAUGUCCGCUUAUUAAAAUUCGGUGAUUCACUGUACCGAUGCAAGACCCUGAAAAGAGCCGCACUUGGAAGAAUGGCUACCAUAAUGAAACGUCAAAAAGAUAGUUUGUUGUAUUUAGAACAAGUUCGACAACAUUUGGCUCGAUUGCCUUCCAUAGACCCAAAUACUCGUACCCUACUGGUUUGCGGUUAUCCUAAUGUUGGCAAGUCGAGUUUCAUGAAUAAGAUCACCAGAGCUGAUGUCGAUGUGCAACCCUAUGCUUUUACCACAAAAUCUCUAUUCGUUGGACACAUGGAUUACAAAUACCUGAGAUGGCAGGUUAUUGAUACUCCUGGUAUAUUAGAUCACCCACUCGAGCAAAUGAAUACCAUUGAGAUGCAAUCUGUUACGGCUCUGGCCCACCUUCGCGCUUGCAUCAUGUUUUUCAUGGACCUUUCGGAACAUUGUGGAUAUAGCGUCGCCGAUCAGAUAAAACUUUAUCAUAACAUAAAACCACUUUUUGUCAAUAAACCGACGUUCAUCGUGAUCAACAAGAUUGACGUAAUGCGACUAGAAGAUUUACCAGAGGAAGAACAGGCAAUGUUAAAAGAUAUUGUUGAAAAGGACGGAGUACAAAUAGCUCAGUUGAGUUGUUUCACCGACGAAGGUGUGAUGGACGUUCGGAAUAUGGCUUGUGAUAAACUGUUAUCAACUCGGGUCGACUUCAAACUUCGAGGUUCCAAAAUAAAUGAUGUCAUUAACAAAAUUCAUCUCGCCGAACCAGUAGCACGUGACGACAUUCCUCGUCCGCCCGUUAUUCCAGAAGCAGUGAAAGGUCGGCCAUUAUAUGACAUGAAAGAUCCGAAGAGACGUAAACUGGAAAGAGACUUGGAGGCUGAGGGUGGUGGUCCUGGUGUUUAUAAUGUCGACCUCAAAAAGAAAUAUAUGCUCAAAAACCCGGAUUGGAAAUAUGAUGUCAUUCCUGAAAUCAUGGAUGGCAAGAAUGUUGCCGACUUUGUUGAUCCAGAUAUUGAGGAGAAGUUAGAUGCUCUUGAACGAGAGGAAGAGCGUUUGAUGGGCGAAGGCUAUUAUGAUACUGAGGAAGAAAUGGUGGAUUCCGAAGAAGAAAGAAUAAAAAAAGUCGCUGAGACUAUUAAAGAAAAAAAGAAACUAAUAUCUAUUGAUGAAAUGGAAGAGAAAUUAGGACAACUAGGCCUUGAUGUAAGUUCAGUUCGUGCACGUAGCCAAACUAGAAAGCGGAAACGUACAGAGUCCGUAGGUGAUGAAAUCAUUCGAAGUUCUUCGAGUGUUCCAAGAGCAAUUGAAACACAUGAUCGUAGCAUCUCUGGAAUGCGCGAUAUCAAGCAAAAGAACGAAAGUGAAAAACAAAAGAAGAUAGCACAACGAAAACCCAACCUGUUUGCAAAGGCUAGUGAAUCAGAUAGAAAGAUUCAAUCAAAGAAACCAAAACACCUAUAUAGUUCUAAAAGCAGUAUCGGAAAAAGGGAUUGGCGUUAA
Acaulospora morrowiae is the source of this 1833-nucleotide messenger RNA. Lineage: Eukaryota; Fungi; Glomeromycota; Glomeromycetes; Diversisporales; Acaulosporaceae. The record is from the annotation of a GenBank genome assembly.